ACUACCUCAACAUUUUCACUUCCCCUUCGCUAAAUCUAGUGACUCAAAUGGGAAGGAGAACGUAUAAAAACGAAGUGAGGCCGUCGGACAAAUCAUAGCUACAGACAGUACAGGACGGUACAUCUACAGCGAGAAGCACAACAGGACAUCUACAGCACAAGGAUGGAAUCCACGAAAAGCAAUCCAAGAGAUGCCACUGGCAGUGAUCUGUCUGAUCAAAUAAAAGCAGUCACCAGAGACAGUCAUGUCAGAGCUGAGAACACACAACUGAUGCUCAACUACCAGAAAGGACAGAUCACACAAACACAGUAUAAGCUCCUGCUGUGUUCUCUGUAUGAGAUCUACCAAGCGCUUGAAGAAGAGCUGGACAGGAACGCCAACCAUCUCGCGGUUCAGCCCAUCUACUUUCCUCAGGAGCUGGCCAGACUGGAGUCUCUGGAGCUGGACCUGGAGCACUUCUUCGGACCCCACUGGAGGAAGAGAAUAACAGUGCCUGCCGCCACACACAGAUACACCCAGAGACUGAGAGAGAUUGGCAAGAACAGCCCGCUUCUUCUAGUGGCACAUGCAUAUACACGCUAUCUUGGUGAUUUGUCAGGAGGACAAGUGCUGGGCAAAAUUACCCAGAAGUCCUUGGGACUGAGCGGCAACAAGGGAGUUUUAUUCUUCUCAUUUCCUGGAGUGUCGAGCCCCAACAAAUUCAAGCAGCUGUAUAGGAGCAGAAUGAACAGCAUUGAGUUAACAGAGAAGCAGAGACGGGAAGUGCUGGAUGAGGCCACCAGAGCUUUUGAGUUCAAUAUUGAGGUUUUUGAUGAUCUUCAGAAAAUGCUGAGCAUCACACAGGAAGCUUCAAGUGAAAAAGGAAAUGCCACAGAAUCCAAAACCGCUUCAAAUGCCUUCUCCAGCUCUCCAGUGCUUCAGUUUGCAUUAGGUGUGGGAAUCACUUUGGCAACUGUUGGAAUGGGAGUUUAUGCUUUCUGAUUUGUUUAAUUUUUUUUUUUUUUUUUUUAAAUGUUGCAACUUCUUAAUACUAUGAUAAGGUAAAAUCUACAGGUUGAUCUUUAACAAUCACUAAUCACAGAUAUUAUAAAACACCCAGCAGUAAAUCUUUAGUUUAAAAAAUCUAUUUUUGGAUUUUCCUUUAAAACGUUCACAUUUAAAAAAACGCUCAUGUACAUUUGUAAUUGCUUUCUGUGUAUUUAUGUGAAAUGGAAUAAAGCUAUUUUUAAUUCAA
Molecule: messenger RNA, 1234 nt
Organism: Labeo rohita (rohu)
Lineage: Eukaryota; Metazoa; Chordata; Actinopteri; Cypriniformes; Cyprinidae
Gene: hmox1a
Product: heme oxygenase 1a
Exons: 7
Coding region: 163-981 (272 amino acids)
Biological process (GO): heme oxidation; response to oxidative stress; heme catabolic process
Molecular function (GO): heme oxygenase (decyclizing) activity; heme binding
Source: RefSeq, a predicted model, not a curated record